Paramecium tetraurelia is the source of this 549-nucleotide messenger RNA. RefSeq lists its product as uncharacterized. The transcript is spliced from 2 exons. NCBI's taxonomy places the organism in Eukaryota, Ciliophora, Oligohymenophorea, Peniculida, Parameciidae. The record is from RefSeq and is a predicted model, not a curated record.
AUGAAAGUUAGUGUAGAUAGCAUAGAUAUGAAAUAAAACAUUUUGGAGAUUGUGAAACAACUUUAAGGAGAAAUCUCCUUGGAAUAUGAUAAGAACAAGUAGGAUGUAUUAAUUCAAACUCAAAAUUACAUUAUUGAUCAAAAAGGCAAUAUUUUUCAAUUGAAUGAUCACAAUAAAUUGUUUUAAGACCCACUUUAGAAUGAUUAAUAUUUUAAUGAGGUUGUAGGGAUAUCAAAAAAAAAUUACUUCUAUGAGAAGGCAAAACAUUUUUCAAUGAAAAUAUUCCCAGAUUAGAAUUUUAGUGAAUAUAAAACCAAAGAAUAACUAAAUCCGCUAAAAUAACAACAUUUAGAAUAAAUAAAUUAGCAAAUAAGUAAAAUUAUACUUUUUUCUGUAUUUUGCAAAAAUCAAAUUGAAAAGAAUUCCAAAAAGAAUUUUUAUACAACCACUUGGACAAAUUAGCAAUAAUUUUAGAAGCAAACUAAGGAAAUUUAUUCCUAGGUGAAGUUGAAGAACCAUAUGAGUUUGCAAGAUAAUUAAAUAACUUGA